Messenger RNA from Parnassius apollo (apollo), 687 nucleotides. NCBI's taxonomy places the organism in Eukaryota, Metazoa, Arthropoda, Insecta, Lepidoptera, Papilionidae. The record is from the annotation of a GenBank genome assembly.
AUGACGGUGCUAGGUGCCCUCCCGCUUGCAGUGGCAGCUGUGAACAGGGAGCCAAGUCUGCUACCUGGUAUGCGAUUACGUUUUAUCGCGGCCGAUAUCGGCCGACCUCGGCCUCCACUACCUUUGGAUAAGGACUCUCUAUCAUUACGGGUGAUGACGCAAAUGCGUGAUCUCGGGGUGGUGGCGUUCUUCGGCCCCGACGGCACGUGUCUGACCGAGGCGAAGCUCGCAGCCGCGUGGAACCUCCCCCUCAUAUCGCAUAAAUGCGCCGGUGCUCAUGGUUCUGGUGAAGCGGGUGGCUUGGGAGCAACAUUCGCAAGAACUCUACCUCCAGCUCACAAGGUCAGCAAGUCCGUGGUGGCGCUUCUGAAGGCUUUUGGCUGGAACAAGUUUGCUAUAGUGGCUGGUGAUGAGCGCACCGCAGCGGGACAGCAGAUGGAUGCCAUAAAAGAAUUGUCACAGAGCAAUGGGCUUGUGAUUACUGCGGAACAUCGCUUCACGGAUUAUCUUCCGCACAAAUCCGAAAACAUUGAGAGAAUUGUGGAUCAGACCUACGACAAAACUCGAAGACAGAUCAGAUCAGAUCAGAAGAUCGCAAUGGCUCCGUUAGGCAGGGUACACUGUGUUUCUGUGAACCGCGGCCGAGCCAAGAAAAAAGAUUGGGUUGUACUCGUUGAACCUAAAUAG